GUUAUCUCCGGAAGUCCUCGCUGAGUGCAGAGAGUUGUGCCCGUCUGCGUAUGUUCAAAAGAAACAGGUUUAUAUUUGUCCGGCGUGAAUUACAUUUGUGGUCUUUGGUGUGAAGACAUGAGCGUACCGCUUAUACUCCGAGUCAAGUGACCAAUUUUAGGUUCAAACUCUCCUGAAUGUCAUGGAGAACUUUGUGGUUUACAUUCCCAAGGAAGCAUGUGUCAAGAACAUGCCUCUGCAGUCCCUGUCCAGCUCCACAGCCAGGAAGAUCAGUGUCGCUCUGUCUCCACAUGGAUCAGAGAAACAGAUGCCGCAGACUGUGACGUGGAUCUGUCCGGUUGAGCUGCGGGAAAAAGAAGUGGCUGUGGGCAAGGACAGCAGAGAACUGGUCCCACUGAGCCAGAGGCAACUGAUCUCCAAAAUAACUCCAGGUCAGUUUUUGCUGCCUGUUGUGAGUUCCAGCAUCACUGCCUUUAAGGCCUUAAGAACGAUUUUAAAAGCACAUAAGCCUAAAAUACAAUUUUCCGGGCUGGAAAAUGAAGCUGCCUCUCUGCCCAGCAUCAGGGAUUCUGAUGUUCGGCGAAAUGCCAUGAUUCUAUAUAAUGGCCAGAUCUUCCUCUCAGUGAGGCGAGUGAGAUUACAAAACUCUCCCUCAGCACCUCCAGGUGUGUGUCCUGUUACUCCCAGUCAACAGAUCCAACUAAACACAUCUAGAUGUCAAGCACAAACACCCCUGGAAACGUCACCCAGACCACAGCAGAGCAAGAGUCAGGAUGUUCAGACUCCAGUCAGAGAUCUUGACAUUAACACACAGAUUUUACCUCUUUUGCACAAAGUCUCUGAAGAAAUGCCUGAACAAUGCUGUACAGACAAAGAGUGUCAAAAGGCCUGUCAAUCGGGGGAGGCUAGGGAAGAAGAGUCCAGGUCACGGAGUAGCACACCUAAAUCUCCUGAGGAUCUGGAGUCUGGUCAGGAGACGUCUAGUUCCCUGCCCAGUAUCCUCCAGCAGAUCAACCACACAUCUUCUAGCAUCUCAGAACAGCCCGAAGCAGCAGGAGGACAAAGAGAGACAUCUGAGGAUGACAAUGAGCGUUUAGAGGGCACAUUGCUCCCCAGGGCUGAGAGCUGUCUUGCAUUUGAUUUUGAACAGUUGGCCCAGGAAGAGAGAAUCAACCACCUACGAGCUCGGCUGAGACAGAAGGAAGCAUCACUCAGCAUCUUUAACUUAAAGCCGACGGAUCAGAUUUAGAGGAUCCGACUGUGCCAAAGAUGUCUGUUCAGGAGGUAUAAAAGUUCCUUGUGCAUCAUAUUAUUUGAGCAGCAGAAGAACGUCAUAAAGCUUAAAGGAAUAGUUCACUCAAAAAUGAAAAUUCAGUCAUUUAGUCACCC
Sinocyclocheilus grahami is the source of this 1389-nucleotide messenger RNA. RefSeq lists its product as uncharacterized. The record is from RefSeq and is a predicted model, not a curated record. The transcript has 4 exons. NCBI's taxonomy places the organism in Eukaryota, Metazoa, Chordata, Actinopteri, Cypriniformes, Cyprinidae. The coding region runs from base 182 to 1249 and encodes 355 amino acids.